Messenger RNA from Plenodomus lingam JN3, 1488 nucleotides. Lineage: Eukaryota; Fungi; Ascomycota; Dothideomycetes; Pleosporales; Leptosphaeriaceae. The record is from RefSeq and is a predicted model, not a curated record.
AUGGCUACUUCUAUUGUCCCUAGCUUAAUGCAAGAUGGGAUACCCACCAUAUUUGCUAGACGUGUAGCCUCAACACCAAAUUUCGUUAUACAUGGAUUCACUUUACUCUUCAGAAAUAUUCAAAUUAAACAUAUCAUGGCACCCUCAAACACACUCCACAGAACUGGCCGAACGGGUGGCCGCUACAAUCUCCGCGGCACAGCCAUUCACGCUCCUGCCGCCACGACUCCCAACCAAACCGCCAGACAAUGCGCAAGUGACCGCAUUGCCAAAAGAGGCCUGAAGAAAUCAUGGCCCAUUACUAGACGCAGUCGAGCAACGAGGGGCCUCUCCCGUGUUGGGAAUACAUGUUUCAUGCUCAGUGGCCUCCAGGCCCUGCUGCACCUUCCCAAAUUCCUCAACUGGAUCCUCUCGCACAACACCGCGCGGUUUCCAUGUCGACCGCUGUGGGAAGUGGGCAAGGCACUGGCAGCCAAAUUUAUGCGAUGGGAAGCCGAGGCUUUGAACGUUCAUGCCUGUCCGGCUUGCGUUGUGAAGCGCUUCGUUGAGGAGUACUGGGGGCCGGCACUGUGCCAGCAAGUUGCGCCUUAUGCGCCGCUGGCGUUCGCACAUGGACACCCGGUGAUGCGUGAGAUUCGUGCUCUGGAUAGGAGUCUAUACGCCCUCACGAGUGGAGCAGGAAACGAUGCACAGCAGGAUCCUGCAGAGUUCCAAGAUAGAAUCUUGGUGGCGUGCUGGGCGUCUACCGACGACGAUCUCUGGCGCGACCAAUUCGACGCCCUAUUUGAACUGGAAGUAUCCAAUCCGUCAGCAUUCCCCCCACCGCGUCGAUCUCAGGACCCAAACCAAGACCCAGGCUCAGUCGACCGCUCCAUCCACGCCAAAUACGCCGACACCACCUGGUCAGACCACCAAGACUGUACUGUCUGCGGGAGAAAACGUGUCCGCAUCGAACGCCAGUCCAUGAACAAAGUCCCAGAGAUUCUCCGCAUCAGCCUCUCCCCAUCCAUGAUGAAUCAUUUCACAGGGCAGGCCAUAUUCAAUCCUAACCCCAUUGCUAUACCGCAGAAGCUCGAUCUCUCCGUAUAUCAGGACGUGCCUGAGCCCAAGGCACAUUUAGAGUACCAGCUCGAAAGCGUGCUCUCCCAUUCCGGCACACUGCAUUUUGGCCAUUGGGCUGCGUCCGUGAAUGCGGAUACGGGCAUCUUUUCGGUCAACGACGAUCGAGUUCGCGAGCGCAUGAGGCUUGUGCGCAGUCCGGCGUCUGCGCUGAAGAUCAAGAAGAAGAGGAGUGCGGCUGGGGUGGCGAAGAGGAAGCGAAAGCAGACGGGUCCGCGAAUGGUGAAGAAUUGGGGUUCCUUGAGGUCGAAUCCCCAGGUGAUACGGGAAUGGACUACGAAAGAUGGUUCCCCGAUUGCACGGGAGAACGUCAUGAAUGCUGUUAUUCUGACCUAUUCGCGGUGCGCAACGAAGCGUCUCCUCUUGUAG